GUUCAAGGUUAGGUACAUACCUCAACUAAUAGCCCUAGGUACUACUAGUAGUACUACAUACAUAUGUAACCUAGUGUAUUGUAUUGUAUUGUACAAUACUAGGUACAGUUAAGGCACCUACAGAGCACCUACCCAGAGCCCUACCAUUCCCGUUUCUCUGCCAUCGACAUGGCGGCUUUUGAAAACUUCGACAACAUCUUCCUGGACCUUUCCAAGGAAUCCGGGAAGUGCAGAUUCGCAGAGAAUGGAUUGGGCUGGAAGCCUUCAGCUGGCGGUAACACCUUCACACUGGAUCGCGGUGAGCUUGCUAGCGCCCAAUGGAGCCGCGCUGCAAAGGGUUACGAGGUCAAGAUUCUUAAAAGAUCUUCCGAGCUUGUUCAUCUAGAUGGCUUCCAGCAAGAGGAUCUAGAACGCUUAAGCAAGAUCUUUAAGAACUGGUAUAGCAUUAACCUGGACCCCAAGGAACAUGCGCUACGAGGUUGGAAUUGGGGCAAGACGGAGUUUAGCAAAGCCGAGCUCGUAUUCAACGUUCAGAACAAGCCUUCCUUCGAGAUACCCUACUCCGAGAUUUCCAACACCAACUUAGCUGGUCGCAAUGAGGUGGCUGUCGAGUUCGCCGCUUCCAACGAGGAUGAUACCGGCACGAAUGGGCACUUGGGCGGUGCUCGAGGUCGAGGCAAAAAGUCGGGUGCGGGCAAAGAUCAACUCAUGGAGAUGCGCUUCUAUAUUCCCGGAACUACCACCCGCAAGGAGACCGAAGGAGAGGAUGCGGGGAGUGGUGGGGAGGAAGAGAAGAACGCUGCGACUUUGUUCUACGAGACCCUCAUAGAUAAGGCCGAGAUUGGCGAGACUGCAGGCGACGCAAUCGCUACGUUCUUAGAAGUCCUACACCUUACGCCACGUGGACGUUUUGACAUGGAUAUGUACGAAGCGUCUUUCCGCCUCCGUGGUAAGACGUACGAUUACAAGAUUCAGUACGAUGCCGUUAAGAAAUUUAUUGUCCUACCGAAGCCAGACGAAUUGCAUUGCAUGCUAUGUAUCGGAUUGGACCCACCCCUCCGCCAAGGGCAAACCAGAUACCCAUUCUUAGUGAUGCAGGCUAAGAAGGACGAAGAAGUCACCAUUGAUCUCAACCUUACCGAAGAGCAGUUAAAUGAGCAGUACAAGGGCCGUCUACAACCUCACUACGAGCAGCCGCUGCACCAAGUUAUUACGUACAUCUUCAAGGGCCUCGCUAACAAGAAGAUCAUUACUCCGGCAAAUGAUUUCCAGACCCACAGAAACCAGUGUGGAAUCAAAUGUUCGAUCAAGGCAGCUGAGGGAUUCUUAUACUGCCUGGAGAAGGCUUUCAUGUUCGUGCCGAAGCCAGCGACAUACGUGUCAUACGACCAGACGUCAUCUAUCGUGUUUUCCCGUGUCAGUGGCGCGGUAUCUGCUUUAUCGACGUUUGACAUCGCGGUUCAUAUGAAGAACGGCGGGGCUCCACAUCAGUUCAGCAACAUUAACAGGGAGGAUCUGAAAGCCCUUGAGAAUUUCUUCAAAAUUAAAGGACUACGCGUUAAGAACGAGAUCGACGAGGAUGCUAACCUCCUUGCCGCUGCCCUUCGUGAAGAAGCUAUGGAUGAGUCUGAGGAGGAAGUAGUUGGUCCCAGAGCGGACCGUGGAUCAGCCGACGAAGAUGAGGAAAGCGUGGAUGAAGACUUCCAGGCUGAGAGUGAAAGUGAUGUGGCAGAGGAAUACGAUUCGGCUCACGAGUCAUCAGGCUCCGGAGGUGGCGAAAGCGACGUCGAGGCCGGAGCAGGUGAGGAGGAUGAGGAUGAGGAAAUGGUUGAUGAAGAGGAGGAAGAGGCAGCAAAGCCCAAAGCAAAGAAACAGAAGACCGGAAAAUAAGGGUCAGUUGUUCCUUCAUCCGUCCCAUCCUCGUGGCAUAGGUAUUAGGUAUACUCUCGAUUUUUCGUCGUUGAAAGGAUCAAGGGCCGGGCACGGCGGCAAAUGGCGUUACGGUGGCUUUUUCUUUUUGGACCGUAGUGUCUCUCCAUUACGACUGACUUACACUUUGUUCAUACGGCUCAAGGAUUCGGAAUCAAGCAACCAAACUACCGGAGCAAUUCGGGUUAUAAAUCACAACCCGGAAAGGCAAUCUCCCUGACACGCGCGGGCGGUCAAUAAUGGUAUGAAUGAUUUUUGAGACUUGGAUUCCCAGGGGCAGAUACGCUUAUGUAUUUCGGUGAUUUCUAAGAUAUGACUACAGUGCCUAGGGGGUGCUAAAAUCCUAUCGGACUAAUGAUACAUAGUAAGAAUGAUGAUUCGGAGAUACUAUGGUGUUUCAUACGUAAUGGAUAAGUGCCAGUGAUGUCUGCCAUUGAAGAUUCUAAAAGCGUUCAUGGUGUUCAAGCCCUGUAGGUCUGUUAAAGGCAUCGAUGUUUUAGCUCAGCCUCCACCUGUUUAUUCUUAGUACAGUAAUACCUACUACUACGUAGUAGCCCUGGGAC
Messenger RNA from Hypoxylon fragiforme, 2492 nucleotides. RefSeq names its product FACT complex subunit pob-3. The transcript is spliced from 6 exons. The record is from RefSeq and is a predicted model, not a curated record. The coding region runs from base 169 to 1890 and encodes 573 amino acids. Gene Ontology annotation, molecular function: nucleosome binding; DNA binding; histone binding. Gene Ontology annotation, cellular component: FACT complex; nucleus. NCBI's taxonomy places the organism in Eukaryota, Fungi, Ascomycota, Sordariomycetes, Xylariales, Hypoxylaceae.